This is a messenger RNA of Myotis myotis, 5771 nucleotides long. RefSeq names its product pleckstrin homology domain containing A7 (gene PLEKHA7). Gene Ontology annotation, cellular component: pore complex; zonula adherens. Gene Ontology annotation, molecular function: protein binding. Gene Ontology annotation, biological process: epithelial cell-cell adhesion; cell-cell adhesion mediated by cadherin; pore complex assembly. The record is from RefSeq and is a predicted model, not a curated record. The transcript is spliced from 28 exons. NCBI's taxonomy places the organism in Eukaryota, Metazoa, Chordata, Mammalia, Chiroptera, Vespertilionidae. Bases 674 to 4348 code for a protein of 1224 amino acids.
UGCUAGAUUUGUAACACCUUGGGAGGCAGCUGCUCCAGAACCGAAAUCGAAAGCAAGCAGGUGGACUGGGAGCUCGCGCUUUACCUCUGCAGAUGCCCAGGUCCUCCCCGCAUGUCUGACCUGGACUGGGGUUUUCAUCAGGCCAACAUGAAGCUCAAGGAAAGAGUGUGUCUGCUGCCUUCCCCAGCGAGAACAGGAGAGCAGGGCCUCACCCUAGCCCUUCCCAGCCCGGGGCCUGUGACAACGUGCUGAUUUAUGUGGACGGUUACCUGUGGCCCGCCUUCUCGGGGAUCAUCCUUCCCUGCCACCUUCAUCCCUGCUACCUGGUCCUCUCCCAGGCGAGACUGGCUGCUGUUCAGCGUGGAGGGGCUGUUCCUGGGAGAAGAGUGUGAUAAAGGCUAAGGCUAUGUUUGGCCUCAUUUGCCAAGUUACUUUCUCAGGGGCCUAAAGAGAAACUGGAGCCCUUGUAUGGAGGAGAGAGAGUUUCUGUGCUCCCUGAGACCAGCCGCCUGGCUUCUAGCCGGGCCAUCUCCAUCACUACCAAGGAGCAAGGUGGCAAUUCAGGUUUAAGAACAGCCAUAACCAGCAGACCACAGCGUUCAGGCAUCCUGUGAGUGGGCAGUUUUCUCCAGAAAACAGUGACUUUAUUCUUCAAGAAGAGCCAAAUCCACGUAUGUCGAAGCAAGAGAGAAACCAAAGACCGUCCAGCAUGGUCAGCGAAACGUCCACAACUGGGACCACGUCCACCGUGGAGGCCAAACCCGGCCCCAAGAUCAUCAAGUCCAGCAAUAAAGUCCACAGUUUUGGGAAGAGGGACCAAGCCAUUCGGAGGAACCCCAAUGUUCCGGUGGUGGUGAGGGGCUGGCUGCACAAGCAGGACAGCUCUGGGAUGAGGCUGUGGAAAAGGAGGUGGUUUGUGCUUGCUGAUUAUUGCUUGUUUUACUAUAAAGACAGCCGAGAAGAAGUGGUCCUCGGGAGCAUUCCUCUGCCCAGCUACUUCACAUCGCCGGUGGGCCCUGAGGACCGCAUAAGCCGCAAGUAUUCCUUUAAGGCUGUGCACUUGGGGAUGCGAGCGCUCAUCUAUAACACCUCCGCCGGGGGCUCUCAGGCCGAGCAGUCGGGCAUGAGGACCUACUACUUCAGUGCCGACACCCUGGAGGACAUGAACGCCUGGGUCAGGGCCAUGAACCAGGCUGCGCAGGUGCUGUCUCGGUCGUCACUGAAGAGGGACCUGGAGAAGCUGGAGCGGCAGGCAGUCCCCCAGGUCAACCACGCGGAGUCCUGUCGUGAGUGUGGCCACGUGGGACCCGGACAUGCGAGGGAUUGUCCUCAUCGCCGCCAUGAGGACUCCUAUGGCUACGAGAAGCGGGAGCAAGAGGAAGAACGGUACCGUUCCCACCCAUCCGAGGGCAGGAGGGACAGGAGCAAGACCAGGUCCCCGUACUCGCCAGCUGAGGAGGAUGCCUUGUUCGUGGACUUACCCAGUGGCCUGAGAGGCCAGCAGGCACAGCCCCAGAGGGCAGAGAAGAAUGGCAUCGCAUACGGCCCAGGAGAGCAGAAUGGGACGGGCGGAUACCCGCGGGCCUUUCCUCCCAGGACCAACCAUGAAAAGCACAGCCAGAGGAAGAGCAGCCUGGCCCAGGUGGAGCACUGGGCAAAGUCCCAGAAGGGGGAUGGCAGGAGCCUCCCCCCGGACCAGACCCUUCCUCGCCACGGUCCCAGCCAGUCCCUGUCCUUCCCAGAAAACUACCAGACUCUUCCCAGGAGCACCCGUCACCCAUCGGGGGGCUCCUCGCCUCCACCCCGCAACCUGCCAAGUGACUACAAGUACGCGCAGGACCGAGCCAGCCACCUGAAGAUGUCGAGCGAGGAGCGCCGGGCACACCGCGAUGGCACCGUGUGGCAGCUCUACGAGUGGCAGCAGCGCCAGCAGUUCCGGCACGGCAGCCCCACGGCGCCCAUCUCCCCGGAGUUCCCUGAGCAGGGCCGGAGCAGGAGCAUGCUGGAGGUGCCCCGCUCUAUCUCCGUGCCUCCAUCUCCCUCGGACAUCCCUCCCCCGGGACCCCCGCGGGCCUUCCCACCCCGGCGGCCACACACACCAGCAGAGAGGGUCACCGUGAGGCCACCGGACCAGAGGAGGAGUGUGGACAUCUCGUUGGGCAGUUCUCCCAGGAAGACAUGGGGCCACACCACCAAGAACUCCUCGCACGUGGACCGACGCUCCAUGCCCUCCAUGGGUUACAUGACCCACACUGUCAGCGCUCCCAGUUUACACGGAAAAUCGCUGGAGGAGCUCUCGCUGCUUCUCACCCGGUUACGGCGGCACCAGGCCAAGCUGGCCAGUGUGCGAGAUUUCGCCGUGGGCCAGUUACUGCAGCACCAGCUGGCCUUUCCCACCUGCCAGGCUGAUGAUACCUACCUCCAGCUGAAGAAAGACCUGGAAUACCUGGACCUAAAGAUGACAGGCCGGGACCUUCUCAAGGAUCGAAGCCUGAAGCCAGUGAAGAUUGCCGAGAGUGACAUUGACGUCAAACUGAGCAUCUUCUGUGAACAAGACAGGAUCCUCCAGGACUUGGAAGACAAGAUACGUGCCCUCAAGGAGAACAAAGACCAGCUGGAGUCCGUGCUGGAGGUGCUGCACAGACAGAUGGAGCAGUACCGAGACCAGCCCCAGCACCUGGACAAAAUCGCCUGCCAGCAGAGGUUGCUGCAGGAGGACCUGGUCCACAUCCGGGCGGAGCUCUCCAGAGAGUCCACUGAGAUGGAAAAUGCCUGGAACGAAUACCUGAAGCUGGAGAGCGAUGUGGCGCAGCUGAAGCAGACCCUGCAGGAGCAGCACCGAAGGGCCUUCUUUUUCCAGGAGAAAUCGCAGAUACAGAAGGAUCUCUGGAGGAUUGAAGACGUCACCGCAGGCCUGAGUGCGAACAAGGAGAACUUCAGAAUCCUGGUGGAGUCGGUCAAAAAUCCUGAGAGAAAAACAGUGCCUUUGUUUCCCCACCCGCCUGUGCCUUCACUCUCGACUUCUGAGAGCAAGCCGCCCCCGCAGCCCAGCCCUCCCACCAGCCCUGUGCGGACCCCUCUGGAGGUUCGGCUCUUCCCUCAGCUGCAAACCUACCUGCCCUACCGACCUCACCCGCCCCAGCUGAGGAAGGUGACGUCUCCUCUUCAGUCACCAACCAAGACGAAGCCCAAAGUUGAAGACGAGGCACCUCCCAGGCCCCCACUCCCUGAGCUCUACAGCCCGGAGGACCAGCCCCCGGCCGUGCCGCCUCUGCCCAGGGAGGCCACCGUCAUCCGGCACACUUCCGUGCGGGGCCUCAAGCGGCAGUCGGACGAGAGGAAGCGAGAUCGGGAGCAGGGGCAGUGUGUGAACGGGGACUCGAGGGUGGAGCUCCGGUCCUACGUUAGUGAGCCCGAGCUGACGACUUUCGGUGGGGACGUGGCCCAGCCUCCCCUGGGGCCCGCGGGCUCUGAGAGCAGGUACCAGACGCUGCCCAGCAGAGGGCUCUCGGGGUCCACAUCAAGGCUCCAGCAGUCGUCCACCAUUGCGCCCUACGUCACCCUCCGGAGGGGUCUGAAUGCCGAAAGCAGCAAGAUGACCUUCCCUAGACCCAAGAGUGCCUUGGAGCGUCUGUACUCAGGGGACCACCAGCGGGGCAAGAUGAGUGCGGAGGAGCAGCUGGAGCGCAUGAAGCGGCACCAGAAGGCCCUGGUCCGGGAGCGCAAGAGGACCCUGAGCCAAGGAGAGAGGACGAGCCUGCCCUCGUCUCGCUACCUCAGCCACCCGCUCCCUGGAGAUCUUGGCUCAUGGAAGCGCGAGCAGGACUUUGACCUGCAGUUGCUGGACCGCGCCGUGCAAGGGGAGAGGAAGGACGAGGAGGAGAAUGGCUGGUUGAAAGUGCAGGCCGUGCCUGUCACUGAGUUGGACCUGGAGCCGCAAGACUAUGACUUGGACAUCAGCAGAGAGCUGUCCAAACCAGAGAAGGUCUCCAUCCCUGAGCGUUACGUGGAUCUGGACCCUGAGGAGCCGCCCAGCCUGGAGGAGCUGCAGGCGCGGUAUCGCAAAGCUGAGAAGAUCCGCAGCAUCCUCACCCGGUCCAGCAUGUGCAACCUGCAGCCGGCCUCAGGCCAGGACCGGAGGAACAGCGUGGCCGACCUGGACUCACAGAUACAGGAGCAGGAGCGCAUCAUCAACAUCUCCUAUGCCCUGGCCUCCGAGGCCUCCCAGCGCAGCAAGCAGGUGGCAGCGCAGCAGCUGGCCCUCCUCCCGCCUAAAGGCCCCCUGUCCUCCAGGACGGUGCCACCUUACCCCCCCUUAAGCAACGGACUUCACUACACCUUUGUCUAACACCUUCCAACCCAGGCAGCAACUGACCCGUAACCAGCGUGCGGAGGAGAGGCCUGCAGCCAGCGUUCCUGUGGAACCAGCUUGCUCCGAGAGAAGACUGAGUUUUCUUCCCCCAAGAAAACCCCUCCCGGCUGAGCAGGGGUUCUGGCUGGGGGAGGGGGCAGCCCACCAGAUGGGGGUGUCCCCCACAGGGCUGGGUCCCCCACCCCCGCCCCGUGUUAGUUGACUCCUUUUGACAUGACAGACGCACUUUUGAUACACACUGUAAAAUGCUGACACUGUAUUUUAGAAUCAGAAUAUAUUUUCUAAUGUUCACCUCAAGGGCUGAGUGGCCGGAAAGGCGAGGGUGCGGGGUGUGGGGGCUGCGAAUGCAGAUUCAGGUACUGUUGGGCGGUGGGUGUGGAGGGGGAGGAAGGCAGGGCAAAGCAGAGGCAAGUCCGACACCGAUGAACUCAGGUGAAGGCUGGAUCUGAGCAGGUGCUUCCAGUGGACUCUGCAGUCAGGGUCCUGGGCCUGCUCCUGGGAAAAGAGGGGCCCUGGGGCUGCAGAGCUCAGCUGUCCCCGACCUGGCCGAUGACCGGCUCUGGAGUGGAAACUCCACCAGGAUGGCACGUGGAGCCCAAGUCUGUGCCUUGGCCCUUGGGUUUGGUUUCAGGAAACAGUGAGUUCAAGAGUUUUGGCUCCCGCCCCCCCCCCCCCCCCAUGAGGUUCUCUCGGCAAAGGGCCCUUCUCAGAUAAAAAAAAAAAGUGGUUUGCUUUCAUUUAAAAAGUAUACUUUGAAAUACAGAAAAGGUGAGAGGAAGCACCUUUUGUUGUAUCGUAAGCAAUAAACUCCACAUUGGGUGGCAUCUACCCAGCACUACUUGACUCCAGGCUAGGCUGGGGCGGAAUCCAGGACCUUUGCUGGCUGCCCCUGGAGAACCUGAGUCAGCUUUCCCAGGACUCGGUGUGGUGGCCAGAGGGCUGGCAGUGUGCCCCACCGUCCCUGCUGGCUGCCAACCAGAGGGCACAAUGGCAGGACCUUGACUUGACUUCCAGCCUCAGAUGAGGAGGGGGCUGCCCAGCCAGGCGUAGAGUUGGUGGCCCUUUAUUUAAGUCAUGAGCUCAUGACAUUCUGCACCCAGAAAGCGAUGUUUAAAGGAAAACACACAAACAAAAAACCCCAUCCGGUGGAGCCACGCUUUAAAUGAAAAUUGGUCUUUGACUAUGGUCAGAAAAAAACGUCUUGAAUAUAUUUAGGAGUUGCCGUCUAUUUUUAACUAACUCCAUAUGCUGCCAGUAUCGACGUCAUGCCAAUUGCCAAAAUAAGAUUUUAUUUUUGCCUUUAUAAAGAUUUUGUUGGAAAAAUGAAAUGAAUAUUUUGCAAGAAAAAGUUAAUUUAAAUAAAAGUGUAAUGGUUUGCAAAAAAAAAAAAAAUGUGAUG